Messenger RNA from Rotaria socialis, 693 nucleotides. NCBI's taxonomy places the organism in Eukaryota, Metazoa, Rotifera, Eurotatoria, Philodinida, Philodinidae. The record is from the annotation of a GenBank genome assembly.
AUGAAAAGUAUUCGUCUCUAUCAAGUACCAUCGUCUCAUUUCUGUGAUAAAAUUCGUUGGGCACUGGAUUUAAAAGAGAUUCCAUACGAACGAACCAAUUAUAAUCUGUUGUCAAUUAUCGAAGUUCCGAACAAUAAAAAUGGCAAUUCAUUUCAAUGUGAUUCGACAUCGAUAUUGCUCUAUUUGGAUGUUCAAUAUCCUCGAUCAUCCAAUUCGCUUUUUCCAUCAUCACCAUGUGAACUACGUCAGCAAGUUAUUGACACACGGUUACGGUUUGAUUCGGAAUUAGGUCUUUACGUACGUCGAAUCGUUUUUGUUCAAAUUCUCAAUGAACAUCCGGAAACAAUGUCAAUUCUGUUCGGUGAAAAAUACUCAUGGGCCUAUAACUCGAAUGAUAUUCGUUCUCGUUUGAUUAGUCCUUUUAUUGCUUGUUUUAUGAUUGCUAGCUUUAGACUUCAUCGUAUACGCGAGGAACAACUAAAAGAAAAAACACGAAAGAUUCUUCUAGACGUUGCUGAUCAUUUACGAACAAAUGAUUGUUUAGUUGGUGACCGAUUCUCGGCGGCUGAUUUAACAUUUUGUUCUCUGAUCAAACCAUUCGAACGAGUACCCCGUUUCAUUAAUGAUUCUCGUUUUCGAAUAUCAUUAACGCAUUCGACGAAACUACGAUCUAAAAUAUUUAAAUCUAGAUAA